CAGUUUUAGAAAAGCGGGUAUUGAAUGUUUUCGAGAUAGGAGUUGGCCUACGCGCUGCAACAGCCCUCUAAAGAAGUUUAGUGGCAGGUGAACUUAAGGGACCAAAGUGAUAACAUAAAUAUGUAGGAACAACCACAGAGUUUUAGCCAAGGAGAGGUAUAAGUUAGCCUAAUUAGACUUAGUUACACUGCGCGCACCAUUUAAUUUGGAACAUGACGUGUUGUGCUAUUCAUUGCAUUACAAUGAAUGGGACAUGAGAGAUUCUGGAUGCCAUGGAUGUUUUGUGGAUGUGUUUGAUGUAAAAUUACGUGUACAACAAUCUAGUGUAUAUUCCUGUGAGUGUAUGUAGUCCUCAUAGGCGGGAGUAAUAGCGGUCAAGUUAGAUCCCAUCGAGGAGGGGCCGUCUGUAGGGGAGUAUCUUUUGGUGAGGGAGGGUAGCGCUGAGAGAUAGAUGCUGGAAUUUCUGCAUACUCGCGUGGCGUUCAACAAAAUUGCUUAUAGAGGGAGAGCGGUUUAUUCCUGCGAAACAUUGCCCUCGGCUCUUCUUUGACAACACCAGGUGGCGAGCUCAGCUCUGGUACCCCAAGAUGGCACAGCGGACUGGGCAGGAGGACCCGGAGCGAUACCUGUUUGUAGAUCGGGCAGUAGUCUACAACCCCGCCACGCAGGCCGACUGGACAGCCAAGAAGCUUGUGUGGAUCCCCUCAGAGAGGCAUGGCUUUGAGGCGGCCAGCAUACGCGAGGAGCGUGGCGAGGAGGUGAUGGUGGAGCUGGCAGAGAAUGGCAAAAAGGCUGUGGUUAAUAAGGACGACAUCCAGAAGAUGAACCCGCCGAAGUUCAGCAAGGUGGAGGACAUGGCCGAGCUCACCUGUCUCAACGAGGCCUCCGUGCUGCAUAACCUGAAGGACCGUUACUACUCUGGCCUCAUCUAUACAUACUCCGGGCUCUUCUGUGUGGUCAUCAACCCUUACAAGAACCUGCCCAUCUACUCUGAGAACAUCAUUGAAAUGUACCGGGGCAAGAAGCGGCACGAGAUGCCCCCCCACAUCUACGCCAUCUCUGAGGCGGCCUACCGCUGUAUGCUUCAAGAUCGAGAGGACCAAUCCAUCCUGUGCACGGGCGAGUCUGGAGCAGGUAAGACGGAGAACACCAAAAAGGUCAUCCAGUACCUGGCCCAUGUCGCCUCCUCGCACAAAGGACGAAAAGACCACAACAUUCCUCCUGAUUCGCCUAAGCCAAUGAAGUUCCAGGGCGAACUGGAGCGGCAGCUUCUGCAAGCCAAUCCCAUUCUCGAGUCCUUUGGGAAUGCCAAGACGGUGAAGAACGACAACUCAUCACGUUUCGGAAAAUUCAUCAGAAUCAACUUUGAUGUCACCGGCUACAUUGUCGGAGCCAACAUCGAGACCUACCUUCUGGAAAAAUCCAGAGCCAUACGCCAGGCCAAAGAUGAGCGGACGUUCCACAUCUUCUACCAGCUGCUUGCUGGAGCAGGGGAGCAUCUGAAAUCUGACCUGCUCUUAGAGGGCUUCAGUAGCUACCGCUUCCUCUCCAACGGCAACGUUCCCAUUCCCGGCCAGCAGGACAAGGACAACUUCCAGGAGACCAUGGAGGCCAUGCACAUCAUGACGUUCAAUCACGAGGAGAUCCUGGCCAUGCUUAAGGUGGUCUCAGCAGUGCUGCAGUUUGGCAACGUUGUCUUUAAGAAGGAGAGGAACACAGACCAGGCCUCCAUGCCCGAGAACACAGCUGCUCAGAAGCUCUGUCACCUGCUGGGCAUGAACGUCAUGGAGUUCACCCGCGCCAUUCUGAGCCCACGCAUCAAGGUUGGCAGGGACUACGUGCAGAAAGCCCAGACCAAAGAGCAGGCUGACUUUGCUGUGGAGGCCCUGGCCAAGGCCACCUACGAGCGUCUGUUCCGCUGGCUGGUGCACCGCAUCAACAAGGCCCUGGACCGCACCAAACGCCAGGGGGCCUCCUUCAUCGGCAUCCUGGACAUCGCCGGCUUUGAGAUCUUUGAGCUGAAUUCCUUUGAGCAGCUCUGCAUCAACUACACCAACGAGAAGCUGCAGCAGCUCUUCAACCACACUAUGUUCAUCCUGGAGCAGGAGGAGUACCAGAGGGAGGGCAUCGAGUGGAGCUUCAUCGACUUUGGCCUGGACCUGCAGCCCUGCAUCGACCUCAUUGAGAGGCCGAACAACCCCCCAGGAGUGCUGGCCCUGCUGGACGAGGAGUGUUGGUUCCCGAAGGCCACGGACAAGACGUUUGUGGACAAGGUGCUGCAGGAGCAGGGGACCCACUCCAAAUUUCAGAAGCCACGCCAGCUUAAGGACAAGGCCGACUUCUGCAUCAUUCACUACGCCGGACGGGUUGACUACAAAGCAGAUGAGUGGCUGAUGAAGAACAUGGACCCUCUGAAUGACAACGUAGCCACAUUGCUGCACCAGUCCACAGACAAGUUUGUGGCAGAGCUCUGGAAGGAUGAGAUUCAGACCUUUCAGAGAGCCUCUUUCUAUGACAAUGUAUCUGGUCUCCAUGAGCCUGCAGGUGAAGUGGACCGGAUCGUGGGCCUGGACCAGGUGGCCGGUAUGAAUGAGACAACAACCUUCGGCGCCGCCUACAAGACCAAGAAGGGGAUGUUCCGCACUGUCAGCCAGCUCUACAAGGAGCAGCUUUCCAAGCUCAUGGCCACACUCCGAAACACCAACCCCAACUUUGUGCGCUGCAUCAUCCCCAACCACGAAAAACGGGCGGGUAAGCUGGACCCCCACCUGGUUCUGGACCAGCUAAGGUGCAAUGGUGUGCUGGAGGGAAUCCGUAUCUGCAGACAGGGCUUCCCCAACCGCAUCGUCUUCCAGGAGUUCAGGCAGAGGUACGAGAUCCUCACUCCCAAUGCCAUUCCCAAGGGCUUUAUGGAUGGCAAGCAGGCCUGUGAGAGAAUGAUACAAGCCCUGGAGCUAGACCAGAACCUCUUCCGCAUCGGCCAGAGUAAGAUCUUUUUCCGGGCCGGAGUCCUGGCUCACCUAGAGGAGGAGCGUGACCUCAAGAUCACCGACAUCAUCAUCUACUUCCAGUCCGUCUGUAGAGGAUACCUGGCUCGAAAGGCCUUUGCCAAGAAGCAGCAGCAGCUCAGUUGCCUGAAAAUCCUCCAGAGGAACUGUGCUGCCUACCUGAAGCUGCGCCACUGGCAGUGGUGGCGCCUCUUCACCAAGGUGAAGCCUCUUCUGCAGGUGACCCGGCAGGAGGAGGAGAUGCAGGCCAAGGACGAGGAGCUGGCUAAGGUCAAGGAGAAGCAGAGUAAAGUGGAAGGGGAGCUGGUGGAGAUGGAGAGGAAGCACCAGCAGCUGGUGGAGGAGAAGAACAUCCUGGCCGAGCAGCUGCAGGCUGAGACGGAGCUGUUUGCCGAGGCUGACGAGAUGCGAGCGCGGCUUGUGGCCAAGAAGCAAGAGCUGGAGGAGAUCCUGCACGACCUGGAGUCCCGCGUGGAGGAGGAGGAGGAGAGGAACCAAUCUCUUCAGAACGAGAAGAAGAAGAUGCAGUCUCACAUCCAGGACUUAGAAGAGCAGCUGGAUGAGGAGGAGGCGGCUCGGCAGAAGCUCCAGCUGGAGAAGGUGACGGCUGAAGCCAAGAUCAAGAAGUUUGAGGAAGACAUUUUGUUGCUUGAGGACCAGAACUCCAAGUUCCUGAAGGAAAAGAAACUUCUGGAAGACCGUAUCAACGAGAUGACCUCCACACUGGCUGAAGAAGAAGAGAAGGCCAAGAACCUGGGCAAGACCAAGAACAAGCAAGAGAUGAUGAUGGUGGACCUGGAGGAGCGCCUAAAGAAGGAGGAGAAGACCAGGCAGGAGCUGGAGAAGGCCAAGCGGAAGCUGGACGGCGAGACCACGGACUUUCAGGACCAAAUCGCCGAGCUGCAGGCCCAGAUCGAGGAGCUGAAGCUCCAGCUGGCCAAGAAGGAGGAGGAGCUCCAGGCCAUGCAGGCCAGGGGGGAUGAGGAGGUGACCCAGAGGAACAACGCUCUGAAGCAGGUGCGGGAGCUGCAGGCUCAGCUGGCAGAGCUGCAGGAGGACCUGGAGUCGGAGCGCGCCUCCCGCAACAAGGCCGAGAAGCUCAAGAGGGACCUGAGCGAAGAGCUGGAGGCCCUCAAGACCGAGCUGGAGGAUACGCUGGACACCACCGCCGCCCAGCAGGAGCUCAGGACUAAGCGCGAGCAGGAGGUGACAGAGCUGAAGAAGGCCAUCGACGAGGAGACCAAGAACCACGAGGCCCAGAUCCAGGAGAUGCGUCAGCGGCACUCCACGGCCCUGGAGGAGCUCUCUGAGCAGCUGGAGCAGGCCAAGAGGUUCAAGGCGAACCUGGAGAAGAACAAGCAGAGCCAGGAGAGCGUUAACAAGGAGCUGGCCAUCGAGCUGAAGGGAGUGCAACAGGCCAAGACUGAGUCGGAGCACAAGCGUAAGAAGCUGGAGGGACAGCUGCAGGAGUUCAUGGCCCGUGCCACAGAGGGCGAGAGGGUCAAGGGCGAGCUGGCUGACCGCACACACAAACUGCAGACGGAGCUGGACAGCGUGUCUACUCUGCUGGAGGAUGCUGAGAGGAAGGGAAUCAAGAUGGCGAAGGAUGUGUCCAGUCUGGAGAGCCAGCUGCAGGACACACAGGAGCUUCUGCAGGAGGAGACGCGUCAGAAGCUGAACCUGAGCAGCCGUGUGCGGCAGCUGGAGGAGGAGAAGAGUGGCCUGGUGGAGCAGCAGGAGGAGGAGGAGGAGGCGCGCAAGAACCUGGAGAAACAGCUGGCCGCCCUACAGGCCCAGCUAGUGGAGUCCAAGAAGAAGCUGGAGGAUGACGUGGGGGCGCUGGAGGGCCUGGAGGAGGUGAAGAAGAAGCUGCAGAAGGACAUGGAGUGCACCAGCCAGCGGCUGGAGGAGAAGGCCCUGGCCUUCGACAAGAUGGAGAAGACCAAGACCCGGCUGCAGCAGGAGCUGGACGACCUCACUGUGGACCUGGACCACCAGAGGCAGAUCGUCUCCAACCUGGAGAAGAAGCAGAAGAAGUUCGACCAGAUGCUGGCUGAGGAGAAGUCCAUCUCGGCGCGCUACGCUGAUGAGCGGGACCGGGCGGAGGCAGAAGCCCGUGAGAAGGAGACAAAGUCACUGUCUCUGGCCCGGGCGCUGGACGAGGCGCUGGAGGCCAAGGAGGAGUUUGAGCGGCUCAACAAGCAGCUGCGCGCCGAGAUGGAGGACCUGAUGAGCUCCAAAGACGACGUGGGCAAGAAUGUCCAUGAGCUGGAGAAGUCCAAGCGCACCAUGGAGCAGCAGCUGGAGGAGAUGCGCACUCAGCUGGAGGAGCUGGAGGACGAGCUGCAGGCCACCGAGGACGCCAAGCUCAGGCUGGAGGUCAACAUGCAGGCCAUGAAGGCUCAGUACGAGAGAGACCUCGCGGGCCGCGAUGAGCAGAACGAUGAGAAGAAGAGGCUACUGGUCAAACAGGUGCGGGAGAUGGAGGUGGAGCUGGAGGAUGAGCGCAAGCAGAGGGCACUGGCAGUGGCCGCUAAGAAGAAGCUGGAGAUGGACCUCAAAGACCUGGAGUCUCACAUCGAAGGGGCUAACAAGGCCCGCGACGAGGCCAUCAAGCAGCUACGCAAGCUCCAGGCCCAGAUGAAGGACUACCAGAGGGAGCUGGAGGACGCCCGCGCCUCCCGAGACGAGAUCUUCACCCAGUCCAAGGAGAACGAGAAGAAGCUCAAGAGCCUGGAGGCCGAGAUUCUUCAGCUGCACGAGGACCUGGCCUCAUCCGAGAGGGGCCGUCGACAUGCAGAGCAGGAGCGGGACGAGCUGUCAGACGAGAUCGCAAACAGCACCUCUGGGAAGUCUGCCCUCAUGGAUGAGAAGAGGAGGCUGGAGGCUCGCAUUGCUCAGCUGGAGGAGGAGCUCGAGGAAGAGCAGAGCAACAUGGAGCUGCUCAAUGACCGCUUCCGCAAGACCACCAUGCAGGUGGACACAUUGACCACGGAGCUGGCGGGGGAGCGCAGCGUGGCCCAGAAGAGCGAGAACGCCCGGCAGCAGCUGGAGCGCCAGAACAAGGAGCUGAAGGCCAAGCUGCAGGAGCUGGAGGGCUCCAUCAAGAGCCGCUUCAAGGCCUCUAUCGCCGCCCUGGAGGCCAAGAUCCUGCAGCUCGAGGAGCAGCUGGAGCAGGAGGCUAAGGAGAGAUCCGCAGCCAAUAAGAUUGUGAGAAGGACGGAGAAGAAGCUGAAGGAGGUGUGCAUGCAGGUGGAGGACGAGCGUCGCCAUGCCGACCAGUACAAAGAGCAGAUGGAAAAGGCCAACUCGCGCAUGAAGCAGCUGAAGCGUCAGCUGGAGGAGGCGGAGGAGGAGGCCACUCGCGCCAACGCUAACCGCAGGAAGCUGCAGAGGGAGCUGGAGGACGCCACCGAGGCUAGCGAGGGCCUGAGCCGCGAGGUCAACACACUCAAGAGCCGCCUCAGGCGCGGGGGUCCCAUCAGCUUCUCGUCGUCGGGCCGCUCCGGCCGCAGGCAGCUGCAGGUGGAGGGAACUUCCCUGGACAUGUCCGACGACGACCUGGACAGCCGGGCCAGCGAUGCAGCCAAUGCCAACGACACCACGGCCCCCCAGGCCAACAACCAUCAGCAACCACAGCAACCGCAACAGCCCCAGCCCCAGGCCCAGCAGCAGCCCUAGACCUGAGGCCAAGGCCCAGAAGAGAGGCCCCUCGGCAGGCAUGCAGCAUGGCCUCUCCCCUGCCGCCACCACUCCUGACCCCAGACGCAGGCGCUGCCUCUAGAAGCCCAACAGAUCCUCCCCUUCCUAGUGGUCUCUGCACGGACCACCACUCUGCCUUACCAGAUCCCUUAUCAUCUGUCACACACAGUCAUAGCACACUACAGCAAGCUGCAGGGCCAAGAAAAAGAAAACAAUUAUAUGUUUCUCUUUCUCUCUUUCUCUCUCUAAAUCUGUCUUGUAUGCAUAGCAUUGGAAUAGUAUGCUUGGAUCUAUACUGAAAUAUAUUUUCAAAGUGCAUUUCUAAAAAUAGUAUGUGUGUAGGCAAUCAGAUGAAUAGUUAAGAGGGGUCUUUCGUUUUUUCUAUCAUUAUUAUUAUUAUUAUUAUUAUUAUUUCCAUUUUCUUUGUGUGUGUGUGUGUGUGUGUUUGUGUGUUCUUCUUUCCCCCCUCAAUCUGCCUGCAAGACUUGUUUGGCUCAUUUAACCUUGCCUGGAUUUAUUUAUCUCAAAGGCUAGAUUGCACAUGCCCCCCAAAGUCUAUGGUUUCACAGAAUGCUAUGUUGGACCUGAAUGCUCAGCCUAUGACCAGUUUAUUAGGCACAUGAGAAACCAGCUCACUGAGGGAACUAUCUUAAAGAUGAUAUAUUUUGCAAAAGGAUCAGUUACUCUUUUGUUACAAUUUAAAUGUAGAAGUAGGGCAAAACACAGAACAGCUCAGCUGUGUUAGAAAUAUGUAGAAUUUGCGGGUCAGUACUGACAGCCCUUCCACAAAAUGGUAGUCAUUACUAGCUAAUUAAAACCUUUAAAAUCAUUCUGCUUCAAAGUAUUGGAUUGCAAAGAUACAGGUGUAGUCUAAGGUUUAACGAUUUGGGGAAAAUAUCUAAUUGCGAUUUUUCGAAUAGAUAUUGAGAUUUUAUUUAUAUGAUAUAAUUUUUGAAAGUCAAGCUUCAGUACUAUAUUCCAAAUGUUGCUUUAAGUUGGACAACUUAUUGGUUGGUGAGCAUGCCUAGUGAGUGCAUGAAAAGCACAGCACUCCUGUUAAGUGAGCUUCACUGCCUGUCACACAAGGAGGAUGACAGGAAUAUAAAAAGCAUACAGUAGAUGUGACAAGAUUAACCAUUGGGGCAGAGUUGCAAGCUUCACAAGUACAGUAAUUGCAGCCUUUACAUUGGUUCAGAUUGUCCUGUGAGUUUAGACUGAUUUCUUCCCUCCUAUAUCACCAGGAUUGGGGGUAGGCUCAUUAGAACAGUCAGUUAAGAAUGAUGCAAUGGUCAGUAAUUGCGAAUGUCUUUAUAAUCAUGGUCCAUUCCUUGUAAUUUGACGUUUGUUUUUCUUGAUCUAAAAGCAUGCACCUGUAAAUGCUUCCUUUUCAGAAUUGGCCAUGUUCUAUCUUUACAGUACAAGAACCCUCUCAGAUGAGCGGGAUGAAGCAAUGUUUUGUUUUUCAUUGCAGUUUAAUUUUGUACCAACACAACUUGAUCGCAAAUUACAGAUCAAUGUUGUCAUAGGAUAUCAUAUCAUGGGUUCUUACCCUUGACCUUUGCAUAUGCUAUAUACAUAUGCAUAUUGUAAAUAGUAUUACGAGGACGUAAAGCCCAUACCUGUUGAGGCAUUUAUGUGUUACUGAGAGAAAUAUGACAUUUUUGGAAAAUGUCAUACUAAUGUCUCUUUUUGAAAAGUGCCUUAGCCACUCAAGAAAGCAAUUAGUGAGGUCAGAUCAUGAUUUUCAAUGUGAGCACAGUAUGGCCAGAAUGGAGGGGAGGGGGGUGUAUCAGAGGAUUAAACCAAUUCUAUUUUUUUAUUUAGCUUUGUGUCACAUCGUAGCAUAUCUACCUUUCAGUAAUUGUUACCGGAUAGCUACCAUGUUCUAAAAUCUGUGUUAAUAAGGUGAAACAUGGAGCCUUCUGUCUACUUAGCAAGAUGAAGUGUUUGAUUUGGUUAAAAGCUUUAACAUCCACAAAGUUGUUUUAAUUGGACUGAGUGAGUAACCAGGCUCUCAACUAUGACCAUCCUUUUAUUUCUUCUAUUCCUGUAAUUCUAGACUUAUUUUUUUUGUAAAAGACCAAUAAAUGUAUUCAUUAUAGAAAGUGUCUUGCUUAACUGA
This is a messenger RNA of Alosa sapidissima (American shad), 8832 nucleotides long. RefSeq names its product myosin-10-like. Gene Ontology annotation, cellular component: myosin complex. The transcript is spliced from 43 exons. Bases 588 to 6689 code for a protein of 2033 amino acids. The record is from RefSeq and is a predicted model, not a curated record. Gene Ontology annotation, molecular function: actin filament binding; ATP binding; cytoskeletal motor activity. Lineage: Eukaryota; Metazoa; Chordata; Actinopteri; Clupeiformes; Clupeidae.